Stegodyphus dumicola is the source of this 4243-nucleotide messenger RNA. RefSeq lists its product as uncharacterized. Gene Ontology annotation, molecular function: protein binding. Gene Ontology annotation, cellular component: cytoplasm; plasma membrane; dendritic spine. Gene Ontology annotation, biological process: chemical synaptic transmission. The record is from RefSeq and is a predicted model, not a curated record. NCBI's taxonomy places the organism in Eukaryota, Metazoa, Arthropoda, Arachnida, Araneae, Eresidae.
CCUUUGCGCCCCACUAUCGUUUGGACGUUAGCCACUUGUAGUUUAUACUUGCUAAUAAGUCUUCCAUGUAGAGGCUACAAUUUUUGUUUUAGUGAAUCGCGUUUUUGAAGGGGUAGUCUCGACGACUGUGCAGAACAUUUAUUUUCUUAUUGACUGUCUGAUGGAAUAUUCACGGAGUUGGAGUUGGAGUGAAGUUAUUUUUCUGCUGUGACACAUUGUGAGCUUAACUUAGCAUAUGUGUCUUCCAACUUCGCAUAAAUUACACGACUCUGAAACUUUGGAAAAUUUUCAGUCACUUUACAUCACUGAGAUGUUUUGGAAACUUGUUGAAGUAUUCCCGGCAUUCCACCUUUUAGACAUCUUGCUGCGCAGGUGAAUUUUAAAUCACCGAGACAUAUCAGGGGCUUUAGGAAUCUGUUUUCCAAAGCUCAGAAUAUCAGUUCUUCUUAAUCUUCGGCUGGUGCUAAAAAAGUCUGAAAUUUUAACUAUUUUUAAGUAUUUGCUAACGUAAAUUUUGCGAUUUUUAAAUCUUUGGUAAAAGCGCAAGGAUCAAAAUUUUCACAAAUUGUAUGCAGGUGCAAUGUACCAUGAAGGGUGAUAUUUGGAAAUAAAAAGAAUUAAGGAAAAAAAAAUAUUUUAAUAACCCGUAAUUUAAAUAAUGUUUUAGCUUGAGAGUUGAAUAAUUUAAAAGUGAAAUAUAUUAAUGUUGAAUGUUGCAUUCGUAAUUGUCUCAAAAUAUUUUAUGGAAUUUUCUAGAGAACAUUUCAAUUGUUCGUAAGCUUUUAAAUUUAAUCUUGAAAUUAUCUCGUAUCUUAUCUGCUGUUUAAAAAACCCAGUUUAAAAGAUAGUAAAUUUUAUAUAGUUUCACUUGCAAAAGUGCCUUAGAUGUAGUAGUUGCUUCUUUGUCUAUAGUUGCUAGUAAAACAAAAGGGAUCAUCACUGAUGUUUCUAAAUCAAUCUUUUUGAAACUUAGCAGUUUCUAUAAGCAGAAGCUUUUUCUAUCGUAAAAGAAUACACUUGACAGUGUAAACAAAUAAAAACAAUUCAAAUUACUUAAGGCAGUUUCACAUCUGGUGCCUUAAAUGGUAUGUUAAAGGGAGGGAAAAGAAAGCAAAUAGAAAAUCUGAAGUAUCGACUUUGGCAUAUGCAUAUUUCUAAUUUCAAUCUCAGCAAGUAGUAGUAAAAUAUCGAUUUCACUUCGUGUCCCUGAAAAAAGAGAAAUCUUUAGAAUUGUUUUUAUAUUACUUCAUGUUUUUCGUCGGGACUUGUGCCAUGCUUUAAUUGGAUUUUUCUGGAUAUUGCAGUUAGCACCCUUUUCAUCAUGUGUUGUUAUCGACUGAUCACUGAUGCAGUGAGUUCAACUUUGUGAUGUCUUCGCCAUGGCUAAAGUUAUGGACCAACCUUUGUCGGAAGAGGCGAGCAGCGACAACGAGGAGAUUAACAAACUUUUCCCAAGGUGCCGACCUCGUAGCGUUGUUUCCAGCAGCGAUUUCAACCAGAACAAUGUCAAUGUCAACAAUAAUCUCAAGGACCAUAGAAAGCUGUCGACAGCAAGCAGCGACAGUACUAUGAGCAGCAGCAUUAUGGACAAAGCGAAUGACAACUAUCUGCCCCACAAUAACCAGGAUCACCAAGACACCCUGGGCCGCCCUGCCUCCGAUAUGAGCGAAACGUCUUCCUGCUGUGGAGGGGAGCAGCAGCAGCAGCCUCUACCGCCUCCCCCUGCAGCCGAAGUCACUGAAGACCAUUCGGUGAUAAGCGCCUACGAUUACUGUGAUUAUGACAGUGGCUUGUUGUGCAAUGCCAGUACUUCCAACAAGGAAGAAGCUCGCAGCAAUUCUACUUCUUCCAUGACUUGUGACCGACGUGAUUUCAGUGAAGAUGUAGUUUACGAUCCUGAACUGGAUGUCGGGUACCACAUGGACGCUGGGUUUUGCCUUCGAGAGAGCCGUAUUGAGAUUGCUGGGGGUCGCGAGAUAUUCUCGAAGAGUCGGAGCAAGCCUUCGAAGAAACGACAUAGUGAGGAAGUGACGUACCAUCGCCAGAGGGUUUCCGCUGACCAUAGUCAAACUAGCUGCAAUAACUCCUCUAAAUCUCAAGAUUUCAAACGAUUCAGCGCAGAUGUUAUGUACGAUGACAAACUGCGACGAUAUAUGUAUAAUAUGUGUUCAGGUUCUAUAGACAAGCUGCAUACAUGUGCAAAAUAUCGAACUGAAUCAUCAUUUAUUGUGGAGGAGAAAAGCCCUGAACAUAUGCCUCGAUUAAACGGUCGAAUGUGCCUAAGGAAAAGUUCUUCUGUUCGUGGACUGCAGGAUCUUCCUAUAGAUUCUAAGCAACAUUCUGGGCAUUUAGUGUAUGAAGCCCCAGUGAGUAAUGCUGAAAUUGUGUAUGAUGACAUCGGCGAACUGAUCGACCAGAGGAAAGUCGAAAAUGGUGCACCUGGUAGUUCUUACGGUGGAAAUAACACGAGCAACGGCUUGCGUGUGAAAACGACUAGUUGCGAUUCAGAAUACUCUACGUAUCCUGGGGAAAUUUUGGAAUCCCCUAAUAGUGAUACUGAGCAGUCUUUCCGUAUCAUGCACAAACUGCAUAUUGGUGCUCUAGACGUUAGUUCUCCAAUUUCGCCUUCUUGUGGUGGACUCUGGGGUGUCGAUGGGUUAGUUCAAGAACAUGUUGGCAGUCUGCCGAAUUUGAGUCAGGAAGAGGAAAUGGAUACUGACUCUGAACCUGCUUCUCCUGUUAAACAAGGAAUUGCGCGUCUAAUAGGCAACGUUCCUAUAGCAGAGUACGAAGGCUCUCCUCGCCGUUACGGCCCACGGCCGGGAUAUCCUCAUCGUGUUUCUUCGGACUGUAGUACAGUGGAACAGAAUGGGGAUGAGAAAAGUCAUCCUUCAACAUGUGAAGAACUAUUAAAAGUAAUAGCUGGAAAUAAGCCUAUAGCAAAUGAUGUACGAAAGAAUGCGCAAUGCAAAAAUUCUGACGAUUCUGUUGAGUGUAGCAACCACGAUUCGGACGUCAAAAGCAUUUUAAAAGAAUUUUCUUCUUCGAAUCAUUGUAAAAAUGAUAGUAGAGACUCUUCUAAGGGUAUAGCCAAUGCUCAGGACUCUGAUUUCAGCGAGUUAGAAUAUAGACUUUAUAGGGUUAACACUGGUAGUUCCUACGUUGGUCGUCGUCUCGCCCAGUCUUCGGGAGGCGAUAACCAAGACAGCCCUAAACGCAACGAUGUGGUCAAAUUAGUCAACGGCGAUCUGCCGCACGUCUGUAAAACUACCAUGGCCACGAGCGAUUGCUUAUCCCCAUCGCGCGAUAGCGUUCCUCCUCCUCCCUCUGCAGAUGAUGAUGCGGUUAAUUCUUCUGCAGGAACAGCAAGUGCAGUUUUUUUGCCUAAUGAGCAAGAACUGAUGUUGCUGCACGAAAGUGUGCAUCAGCAUACGUUACAAGUCGAAAUGGUGGAUCAAGACUUGGAAUCUAUUAGCACUUAUCCGGGAACAGAAGAUCUCGGAGAAACUGAAGUAGGUGAACAAGUGGACCACACUCGGAACUUUACUUUGUCCCCAGAAACUACUGACUGUGAUAGUAAUGAUGUAGAGAGUGUCGUCUCUUUGGAGGGCAGUAUGAACUCUGGAGGUAGACUUAUGAGUAGUAUGCCCGUUCUAGAAGAUGGUUUAUCCAGUGGCCACAGCAGUGAGCCAGACACCAGCGAGGAUGAGGGCUCAGAUGGCGUGUGGUCUGAAAACAGGAAACGGUCUUCCGAGGAAUUUGACAAUCCGACGUUGGCCUUGAUCAACAAACAGAUCAGCAAAAUAGAACAAGAUUUCUGUAAACGACCACCGUCAAAUAAUAUUGUGCCUCCAGAAAAAAUGAACCAUCAAGACGUUGCUGAGUACCUAUGGAGGCAUUCUUGCAAUUCCCAGCACCUUGCACUUCAGGAUGUUGAUCUCAGCUAUUUCGAUGUGCUCACUCCCAAACCAAAUGAAUCUAGUCCAAGGUUACAAAACGACACUGGACUGCCCGAAGAUUGCCCGAAUGGUAAACAGGGUUCUGCCAAUGUGUCAGAAGCUAUUAAAGAGAUCAAACAAGCCAUCCAAAUGAGCAAAAAUGUUCAGCUCAAAAGUACGCAUUCUGGGAGCAAUUGUGAAGGACCUAACCAACCCGUUUGGGUACCUAGGUUAUCUCAGUCGGGUAAGGGCAAAGAUGGCUGUCAUCCGGAUGCUCACGGUGAGAGGAACGUAGACGAUGGUGG